Molecule: messenger RNA, 1492 nt
Organism: Zingiber officinale
Lineage: Eukaryota; Viridiplantae; Streptophyta; Magnoliopsida; Zingiberales; Zingiberaceae
Product: transcription initiation factor TFIID subunit 15-like
Exons: 8
Coding region: 172-1344 (390 amino acids)
Molecular function (GO): RNA binding
Source: RefSeq, a predicted model, not a curated record
AUCUCUUCUUGGACGCACCUUACUAUAAUACUCGUCUUCAAGCCCUAAUCUCCUCCGAGCGACGCCGCCUCCGGUGACUUCGAUCACUCGUCCUGGAUCCCGCCGCCGCAGCCUCCGUCCAUAUCUCGUCGUCCUUGUCGCUUGAGAUUUGUCUAGGUUUCAUUGGCUUUGAUGGCAAAUUACUCAGGAAGAGCGUCUUCUAAUGGCUCAGUCUAUGUAUGCAAAUUGCCACCUGGAACUGAUGAGGCUAUGCUGGCUGAGUUUUUUGGCACUAUAGGGUUGCUAAAGAAGGAUAAAAGGACUGGUAGGCCAAAAAUUUGGUUGUACCGGGACAAAGCUACCAAUGAGCCUAAAGGUGAUGCAACAAUUACAUAUGAGGACCCACAUGCAGCUAUGGCUGCUGUUGAAUGGUUCAACAACAAGGACUUUCAUGGAUCCCUUAUUGAGGUACACAUUGCCGAAUCGAAAUCCAAGGAGCCAAUUGAUAAUUCCUAUGCUCAACAACCUGAACUUGGAGCAAAUGCGAGCAUGGAAGCUGAGGAGCAGGAAGAUAUGAAUGAUAGUGCAGGUAGAGGUAGAGGUCGUGGCGAUGCUUUGGGGAAGUCAUGGCAGCAAGACGGAGACUGGAUGUGUCCAAAUACAAGUUGUUCCAAUGUGAAUUUUGCCUUCCGUGGUGUUUGCAACCGGUGUGGAACAGCUCGUCCUUCUGGUGCUGGUGGAACAGGUGGUGGUGCUGGUCGAGGGAGGGGACGAGGUGGUGGUGUUGAUGCUGGGGGACGUGCCCGCCCUGUUGGUGGUCCCACAGGACUCUUUGGUCCCAAUGAUUGGCCUUGUCCAAUGUGUGGAAACAUUAACUGGGCGAAACGCACAAAAUGCAAUAUAUGUAACACCAACAAGCCAGGACAUAAUGAGGGUGGUGUGAGAGGAGGGCGUGCUGGAGGUUACAAAGAACUUGAUGAAGAAGAAAUAGAGGAAACAAAGCGACGGCGAAGAGAAGCUGAGGAGGAUGAUGGAGAAAUGUAUGAUGAAUUUGGCAAUCUUAAGAAGAAAUUUCGUGCUAAAACCCAGCAAGCUGAAGCUGGACAACCGGCUCCUGGAUCUGGUCGUGCUGGUUGGGAGGUUGAGGAAAUAGCAGAUCGACAUGGUGCUGAAAGAACCAAAGACCGGCACAGAGAGCGAGAGAGCAAUAGAAACCGGGAAAGAGAAGGCUCUGAAAGAGAGAGACGCAGGAGCAGAAGCAGGGAAAGAGAGAGGGAGCGUGAGAAGGACAGAGGGAGAGUUUCCGACAGAGAUUACAGCUAUGAAAGAGGCCGUGGGUAUGGUCGAGAACGGCACCGUGACUAGUAGUGGUUUGUGCCGGGGGCUAGGUUUUUGUUUUGUGUGUUGGUUGUGUACUUUGGAGGCAGAUGAUCUAAAACUGUGGCUUGGUUGCUUGUUUGCUAUCUCAGAAUUCAUCCUAUAAUCAACAUGGAUGAAUGCCAAAUGCUUUGCA